Molecule: messenger RNA, 2742 nt
Organism: Nannospalax galili (Upper Galilee mountains blind mole rat)
Lineage: Eukaryota; Metazoa; Chordata; Mammalia; Rodentia; Spalacidae
Gene: Clvs1
Product: clavesin 1
Exons: 6
Coding region: 337-1401 (354 amino acids)
Cellular component (GO): membrane
Molecular function (GO): phosphatidylinositol bisphosphate binding
Source: RefSeq, a predicted model, not a curated record
UCCUACCAAAAUCACAGCCCGGUGCAGCCCCGGCUCUCAUUCACAGCUUUCUAGAGAAAUCUGCGAUCCAACUGCCAGGAUAGGGGAUCUCACCCACCCAGUUCAGCAGCGAGGACACCUGCAGAAACACAUUCCCAAAGCAAGCCUGGGCGGCGGUGUGAAGUAAGCAAUGACCUUGGUUUCGCUUCUGUUUUGGAUGACCACCACCACAUAGGGCCUGAAUGUCCUGCUGUUUUCCAGGGACGGAAAGAAGACCCUGUACUUGUCUGUUCCGAGGGCAGUCUUAUAGUAGGAAAACCAUCGAAUGGGCCACAGUUUCAGCACACUGUCAUGUGAAUGGGACCAGUCUCUGUUCUUCCAAAACAUCAGAGAUUAAGCACUUGGGAAGAAGAUUUGGCCAAGAUGACACAUUUGCAGGCUGGGCUCAGUCCAGACACUAUAGAGAAAGCACGCCUGGAACUGAAUGAAAACCCGGAUGUUUUACAUCAGGACAUUCAACAGGUUAGAGACAUGAUCAUCACCAGGCCGGACAUCGGGUUUUUACGUACAGACGAUGCCUUCAUCCUGCGAUUCCUCAGAGCCAGGAAGUUUCACCAAGCGGAUGCCUUCAGACUCCUGGCCCAGUACUUUCAGUACCGCCAGUUAAACCUGGACAUGUUCAAAAACUUCAAGGCGGAUGAUCCUGGCAUUAAAAGGGCUCUGAUCGAUGGGUUCCCCGGAGUGCUGGAAAACCGUGACCACUACGGCAGGAAGAUUCUGCUGCUGUUUGCUGCCAAUUGGGAUCAGAGUAGGAACUCCUUCACAGACAUCCUUCGUGCCAUCCUGCUGUCCUUGGAAGUCCUUAUUGAAGACCCAGAGCUUCAGAUAAAUGGCUUCAUCUUGAUUAUAGACUGGAGUAAUUUUUCCUUCAAACAAGCUUCUAAGCUGACACCUUCUAUCCUUAAACUUGCCAUUGAAGGGUUGCAGGACAGCUUUCCUGCCCGAUUUGGAGGAGUCCAUUUCGUCAACCAGCCCUGGUACAUUCAUGCCCUGUAUACGCUCAUCAAGCCAUUCCUUAAAGAUAAGACCAGGAAACGGAUUUUCCUACAUGGAAACAAUUUAAACAGCCUUCACCAGCUAAUACACCCUGAGUUCUUGCCCUCUGAAUUUGGAGGAACCCUUCCUCCUUAUGACAUGGGAACAUGGGCACGGACAUUACUCGGUCCUGACUACAGCGAUGAAAAUGACUACACUCACACCUCCUAUAAUGCCAUGCAUGUGAAACACACAUGCUCCAACCUAGAGAGGGAGUGCUCCCCCAAGCCAAUGAAAAGAUCUCAGUCUGUGGUAGAAGCUGGGACGCUGAAACAUGAGGAUAAGGGAGAGAAUGAGAACACUCAGCCACUUCUGGCUCUGGAUUGAGCCUGCGUUGUGUGAUGUUCCCGUGCACAGGUCUUCAGGGGACCAGCCACCCAGGAAGCACCUGUGCAACUGACCCACAGACACGUGCUCUGCUUGACACAAGGUCCUCCACUAAGCCCCAGUCAAGUCUGUCAGCAGCCAUUGGUCUGAGCAGCCCAAGUCGGACAAAGAUUUGAGAGACACUUUUAAAAUUUAAUUUAAUUAAUUUUUUAGUGAGGGAUUGGAGGAUGAAGCAAGGCAUUUAUGUAAAAAAGAUUCUCCCUCCCCACAUAUUUAUGGUAGCAAAUGUACUUAAAAAGGGGUGGGGGACUAAAUUUGCUGCACACACUACAUUGCUCUGAGGGAUCCUCUCCAGGGUUUUGCAAAUGAAGAUGAAGUGCAUUUCCAAAUAAAUACACCAGAGUCAAAUUGUGCACACAUAUCGUCAAGUUUAAUGUAGUGCAGCUCUGGAAGAUAAUAGUAGCUCCAAUGAUUUCCAUUCUUAUUGAAUUAUUUUCUGACCUCAUCACCAGCAACCAGCAUCUAAGUGUUCAGCCUAAGAGCACGUUCUCAUUGGCUAUUUGUAAAGUUCUCUUAUUUAAAUAUCCUGAAAAAAAAAAAAAAGAUUUUUGACAUCACAUUGUUUGUAAGGCCACCAGCUGACUUCAUGAACUGAUUUUAAAAGAAGACACAGGCAGUUUGAAAAUGAGUUCCUGCAGACAUCCUGAGGGUCCAUCAGUCUAGCAGGGAGGAGGUGGCUCAUUGAAAACACAUUACUGAGCCCACCAACUUGAUUCUUGGGUCACUAUGGCAAACCAUUUAGUCCCUCAUCUUCCUUUUAAAGUUACGGAGAAAGGGCCCAGCCACUGCUGAGAGGGUAGACCAUCAAUGGUAAAGAAAGACCCUUAAGGAUGGCUCGGUAUGUAAGUAUUGAGCUUACAGAAGACCAAGGAUGCAAGACGAAACGCCAAAGACCACUCUACUUCCUUAUCUACUCUCCGUAGAAACGGACUCCCCACCCAAAGGAAAUCAGACAGAAAACAGACAUCAAAGAUUAUGCUAUCUUUAUCUGUGCCAGAUUUCCCAAGACCAGCUGAAUAUGUUAGAUAUCACUCAUUUCUCCAGCUAUCUGUAGGACAUGGGUACUUGUUAAUAUGACCAGUGAAUCCUUAACGUCAAACAAAAACUUAAUUGCUAAAGGGCAACAAACUACAUUUUCCAUUUUAAGUAUUUGGGAAGGUUGAUUUGUUAGAUGAACGAUCUAAAGGAAACAGGUAGGUAAUUGAUUCAAUCUGUAACUGGCCGUAAUCACCCCAGCUGAUAUUGCUAAUCAUGGUCACUUCCCUUUCUUCUCUGUCCUCC